Messenger RNA from Carcharodon carcharias (great white shark), 1322 nucleotides. Its product is annotated as zinc finger protein 774-like. The transcript is spliced from 2 exons. NCBI's taxonomy places the organism in Eukaryota, Metazoa, Chordata, Chondrichthyes, Lamniformes, Lamnidae. The record is from RefSeq and is a predicted model, not a curated record. Bases 420 to 1178 code for a protein of 252 amino acids.
CCGCCGAUCCCCAAGAUGGCGGCCCGGUUCCCAUGGUGACGCUGGCCUCCUGCCUCGGAGCCGGUUAUCUGCCGGCGCAGCCUCGGUAGGAGUUUAAAUUGGUAUUAGAACGGGAGGAAUUGUAGACGGGAAACUCAAACUCAAAUCAAAGAUCGUGCCAAGAUCUGACUGAGUCACUUGAUUCAUCAGGAUUUAAUAUUUAAAUCUGGAAGGAGAAAUGUUUGUUUGUGGGAAAAGAUUUCAAACAUCGGUGUGACUGGAAAAGCACCGACACACACACACCCAAGUGAGAGUGUUUCCAGUGAAUUGACUGAGGUAAAGGCCUUUAACCAGUUGUACGGCUUGAGAAAAAAUCGCACCAUUCACAGAGUCUGUGUGUGGACGAGCGUUCAACUGAUUGCCCAAGCUGGACAGACACCAUGGAGAAACCGUGGAAAUGUGCGGACUGCAGGAAGGGAUUUAGUUACCCCUCCCAGCUGGAAAUUCACCGUCGCAGCCACACCGGGGAGAGGCCGUUCACCUGCUCCGUGUGUGCGAAGAAAUUCAGUGAUUCAUCAACCCUGCAGACCCACCAGCGGGUUCACACCGGGGAGAGGCCGUUCAUCUGCUCUGAGUGCGGGAAGGGAUUCACUGAGUCAGCCACCCUGCGGAAGCACCGGCGGGUUCACACCGGGGAGAAGCCGUUCAUCUGCUCCGUGUGUGGGAAGCGAUUCACUCAGUCGUCCAACUUGUUGACCCACCAGCGGCUUCACACCGGGGAGAGGCCGUUCAUCUGCUCCAUGUGUGGGAAGGGGUUCACUCAGCUAUCCAGCCUGCUGAAACACCGUGGCAGCCACGCCAGUGGGAGGUCUUUUAAAUGCUCCGACUGUGGCGAUGGCUUUCAGAACUCCAAGGAACUGAUGCUCCACCAACGCGUUCACGCUCAGGAGAGACCGUACAGUUGCUCUCACUGCGCGAAGAGAUUCAGAACAUCGUUCAACCUGCUGACACACCAGCGAGUCCACACGGGCGAGCGGCCCUUCACCUGCCCCGUGUGUGGGAAGGGGUUCACUCAGUCACAACACCUACUGAGACACCAGCGCGUUCACACCGGGGAGAGGCCGUUCACCUGUUCCGUGUGUGGGAAGGGGUUCACUCAGUCGUCCAGCCUGCUGACCCACCAGCGGGUUCACAAGUGAUUCUGGGGGUUGGAUUCUGCUGCUGUUAAUCACAUCCAGGACUGAACCAGGUUCAUCCUGACAGUUGGGGUCUGUUUCUGCUCAUGGUAAUAAUCCUUGUAACUGGGCCGGAGGUUAAUAUUCUGGAUAUGUGAAAUAAAUCAG